Messenger RNA from Polypterus senegalus (gray bichir), 4274 nucleotides. RefSeq names its product caspase recruitment domain family, member 11 (gene card11). Gene Ontology annotation, biological process: regulation of apoptotic process. Gene Ontology annotation, molecular function: protein binding. NCBI's taxonomy places the organism in Eukaryota, Metazoa, Chordata, Cladistia, Polypteriformes, Polypteridae. The coding region runs from base 308 to 3808 and encodes 1166 amino acids. The transcript is spliced from 24 exons. The record is from RefSeq and is a predicted model, not a curated record.
AAAGCAAUCUCUUUACUUGCAAAUUUGAAAACAGGAGUGCACAGUGCCCAUGAACAGAUUAUUGCCGGGCGCAUCUGUCAUAAGUGAAAGUUUAUAUGCCUUUUUGACGAUCUAACUUGGUGGGGGGUGAAUGCGGUAGCAAGCCGGGCCCUUCCCACUAUCUAGACUGCACAAGAGAGAAGAGGCAAAGUGGAGAUGAGACGGCAGAUCAAGACUGCAUAAAUGAAUUGAUGUCCUGAGAGCAGCAACCGGCAGAUCCCACCAUAUGUCUUAGGAUCCCCCCGGGCUAACGCAAAGCGUGCCAGAAAUGGCAAAGCAGGAGAUGGAAUGUCAACCUUCUGAGAUAAUGGAUGAUGACAGUGAGGCACUGUGGGAAAAUGUUGAGAGCAACCGACACGUUUUGACACGUUACAUUAACCCUAACAAGCUGACCCCAUAUCUACGGCAGUGCAAGGUCAUUGAUGAGCAAGAUGAGGAUGAGGUGCUUAACUCCCCCAUGCUUGUAUCCAAGAUUAACAGAUCAGGCCGUCUACUGGACAUUUUACAUUCUAAAGGUCAAAGAGGCUAUGUGGUUUUCCUUGAAAGCCUGGAGUUUUACUAUCCUGAUCUCUACAGACUUGUAACAGGAAAAGAGCCUACGCGAAGAUUCUCAACAAUUGUGGUGGAGGAAGGUCAUGAGGGUCUGACACAAUUCUUGAUGAAUGAAGUGAUCAAAUUGCAGCAGCAAGCAAAGGCCAAGGAAGCAAUGCGUGUUGAACUACUGGCAAAGCAGCGGACCUUGGACGAUGACCACAAGAAGAUGCGAACCCUCAAACAGGAACUUGUCGCUAUUCAGGAGCGCUUCAACAAGAUGAAGGAAGAAAGAACCAACUACUGUGAUGAGCUUUCAAAGGUCAAAGAUGACAACUACAAUCUUGCGAUGCGUUUUGCUCAGCUGAGUGAGGAGAAGAACAUGGCUGUCAUGCGGAGCCGUGAUCUACAGCUACAGAUUGACCAGUUGAACCACAAACUGAAUAAGGUGGAGGAAGAAUGUAAAAUGGAAAGGAAACAGUCCCUAAAACUCAAAAAUGAUAUUGAGAACAGGCCCAGGAAAGAGCAGGUUCUGGAGUUGGAGCGAGAAAAUGAAGUGCUGAAGAUGAAGAUCCAAGAGCUUCAGUCCAUUAUACAGCCUGGAAAACAGAUCCUUCCAGAAUCCGAGAAAGCCAUCCUGGAUAUCCUGGAACAUGACCGUCAAGAGGCUCUAGAAGACCGCCAGGAGCUUGUGAACCGACUGUAUAAUUUACACGAAGAGGUCCGACAGGCAGAAGAGCUGAGGGACAAAUAUUUGGAGGAAAAGGAAGAGCUGGAGCUGAAAUGUUCAACCUUGGUAAAAGACUGUGAAAUGUACAAAAACCGCAUGAAUACCAUCAUGAUCCAGUUGGAAGAGGUUGAAAAAGAACGUGACCAGGCCUUCCGUUCCCGAGACGAUGCCCAGACGCUAUAUUCCCAGUGCCUGGUUGAUAAAGACAAAUACCGCAAGCAGAUCCGGGAGCUGGAAGAGAAAAGUGAUGAACUACAUAUUGAGAUUGUCAGGAAAGAGGCAAAAAUUGUCAACUUGGAGUGUAAACUUAGACGCAUGUCGAAGGACACAAACUGUCUGGAUCAGAGUUUACCUAGAAAUAUCCCUCCAACAGUCAUAUCACAGGUAUUUGGUCAGCCAAAUGCAAAGACUAAUGGCCAAGAAAUAGCUGAAGAUGAUUCCGAUGAAGAUUUGGCUGAAAAUGAAUUUUUCACAAGUGAGCCUUCGCCAUUGAAGCGCAGACCAAACUUGAAGGGAUUGGUGAUCAGGUCAAAAUCUCCAAUUAACGCUAUGAAGCCACCUGACUUUCAAGCUGCAACCUCUUCCAUAAGCAUGAAUGGGGAUUUGUCAGAUGUAGCCAGUCCUGGAGUGGACACAAUCUCUUCCAAUACGACCACCUUCAGUAAUUCCUCCAGCUCUGUCAAUGGCUUUGAAGUACUUAACAAACUUGCAUCGAGGUUUCGAAACGACAGCAUCAUGUCCACUAUACCCGAACCUCCUGGCAAUGACUCCAUUGUAAGACGCAAUAAGGAAGGUGACCACGAUACCUUGCCAAGAAGCUUUUUGGAUACUGAUGGAGACAGCGGAGAUAACAUCGACUCCUUUUAUGAUGAAGAACAUGACAGAAUUUCCUGUGGACCAGCAUCAAUUCACUCCUCUUCCUCCUCACAUCAGUCUGAAGGCCUUGAUUCCUACGACAUGGAGCAAAUGAAUAGCAUUUUUCGGAAAUUUUCACUUGAAAGACCAUUCCGUCCUUCAGUGACUUCAUUCAGUCGCUUCAGCAACACGAUGAGACCAGUCCAGGAGGUCACGCUGCUUGGAGACAACCUGCUGUCAGAAGUCACUUUAGUGGGAGGGAAUGACAGCGGCAUAUUCAUUUCUUCUGUUCAGCCUGGCUCGAGUGCCGACAGAGCAGGUCUGAAAGAAGGCAUUCACAUCCUAAUGCUUGAAGGUCACAUCAAGGGAGAAGUCCAGCAGAUUCUUCUGGACAACAGCACAAAGGAAGAGGCACAUUGGACACUGCAGAGGUGUACUGGACCAGUCACACUCCACUAUAAAUCAAACUGUGAUGGUUACAGAAAACUCUUAAGAGACUUGGCAGAUGGCACAACGACAUCUGGAGACUCCUUCUAUGUGCGCUUAAACCUCAACAUCUCUGGCCAUUUGGACAGCAGCUCUCUAAACCUGAAGUGCGAUGAGAUUGUGCACAUUCUUGACACCAUGUACCAAGGAAAAUGUGAAUGGCUGUGUGCCCGAGUGGAUCCAUUCAACGAUAAAGACCUGGAAAAAGGGCUGAUCCCCAGCUACAGCAGGGCGCAGCAAUUGCUUCUGGUGAAAAUCCAAAAGUUAAUGUACAGAGGGAGCAGAGAUGAAUCGGACAAUCAAUACAGCACACUACGCGGGCUCCGAAACACACUACAACCAGAAGAACCAGCUCCUCAGGCAGACCCAAAAUCCAGCCCACGUCUGUCCAGAGCAAGUUUCUUCAUUGGGCAGCUGUUGCAGUUUGUUAGCAGGGCUGAAAACAAAUAUAAGCGGAUGAACAGCAGUGAGAAGGUGAGGAUUGUUAGUGCACUGCCCUCCACGCUUCCACGGUCCAGCUUUGAACCCACAAAACAAGAGGAUUUGGACAAUUAUAACGAACUGAACAAGGCCCUCAAUCUCAUCCCUUACAGCUUGGUCACGCCAUAUCACUGCCAGCGUAAGCGACCAGUCCUUUUCUUUCCAACCUCUCUUGCCAAGACCCUAGUGCAAAAACUUCUCAAUUCCGGAGGAGCCAUGGAGUUCAACAUGUGUAAACCAGAUAUCUUAACACGGGAAGAGUUCCUCCAGAAGCAAAAGAUUGAGCCUCUGGUGUUCUCCAAGGAAAGGAAUUCUAACACAUUUGAAUGCAUCACAGCAGACCACAUCGAGGCUGUUGCUUCCAAGAAUAAACAUUGUUUGUUAGAAGCAGGCUUGAGCUGCACCAAAGAUCUCAUCAAGAGAGAAAUUUAUCCUAUCAUUAUCUACAUCAAAGUCUCUGAGAAAAAUGUCAAGAAAUUCAGGAAGCUGCCUUUAAGACUGGAUUCUGAAGAUGAAUUUUUGAAAAUCUGUCGCUCAAAAGAAAAGGAGUUAGAAGCUCUGCCAUGCCUCUAUGCUUCUGUAGAGAUAGACAUGUGGAGUAAUAUUGAAGACCUGCUGAAGGUGAUCAAGGAGAAGAUCCUAGACGAACAGAAGAAGACCAUCUGGAUUGAACAGGAUCAGCUGUGAUGUCUCAAAGCAAAUCCUUUUUUUUUUUUUUUUUUUUGCACUUGCAAGUUUAUUGAGAGACACCACACUCAACCACAUGAGCCUCCAGGGACUUAGGAGCGUAGAUCUUGUGAGACAGUGAUGGCUGUACGCAGCUUAUACAGGGCACGAUCAGCUUGAUGCCAUUCAAGUAGCAGAAAGCAUCCAUUCAUUAUGCUCUGUUGUGUGCAAAACGUUAAAAACAAAUGGUGUGAUGCAUUAGAUCACAAACCUGUAAAAGGAAUCCAUAUGUAAAAGAAAGAAAAACUGAUGAAAGAAGCUGGAAAGUGCCAUACAGCACCAUACUCUCGUCUAACAUGUUUGCCGUUUCACAGUUUAAGCAGCAUUUACUUUACCGUGCAAUAUUCCUACAAGAUUAAACAAGUGCGCCACUAACUGUUAAGGCCUUGUGUGAGCCACAAUGGAUGAUAGCACAAACAACGGCAGC